Molecule: messenger RNA, 891 nt
Organism: Vombatus ursinus (common wombat)
Lineage: Eukaryota; Metazoa; Chordata; Mammalia; Diprotodontia; Vombatidae
Product: vomeronasal type-1 receptor 3-like
Exons: 1
Coding region: 1-891 (296 amino acids)
Biological process (GO): G protein-coupled receptor signaling pathway
Cellular component (GO): membrane
Molecular function (GO): pheromone receptor activity
Source: RefSeq, a predicted model, not a curated record
AUGCUGCCAAAAAUCCUCUGCCUUGGGAUUGUGUUUCUCUCUGUGACCACAGUAGGGACUAUAGCAAACUUCUUCCUCUUUACCUCUUACAUGUUAAAUGUCGUUGCUGGCCACAAGAUAAGUUCUUUAACUCUUAUUUUCACCCAGCUGACCUUGGUGAACUCCAUUGCACUUAUGAGCAAGGGAGUCCCACAGACAUUGCAGGGUUUAGGGUGGAAUUAUUUUCUGGAUGAUGUUGGGUGUAAAGUUGUAUUUUACUUUCGAAAACUGAGUGAAGGGCUUUCAAUUUCCCUGACUUGCCUCCUGUGUACAUUCCAGGCCAUCAUCCUCAGCCCCAGCAAUUCCAGGUGGGCAGAAUUCAAAGUCAGACUCACACAAUAUAUCACCCCCUGCUAUCUCUUUUGCUGGAUCCUCAAUCUGAUGGUAGAAAUUCCUAUUCCAGUAAGUGCAAGAGGCCCAAGGAACAGCAGCAACUUUACAAGUGCAUUUCAUAAUGUAUUUUGUACUUCAGAAUAUAUUAUGGAAUUUUAUUUGAUUAUGGUCACUUUCAGAAAUACGCUUUGUCUAGGGCUCGUCGUCUUGGCCAGUGGCUACAUGGUGCUUCUCCUACACAAACACCACCAACAUGCCCAGAAAAUUCGAAGCACCAGACUCUCACCCAGAAAGCACCCUGAGAUCGGGGCCACCCGAACCAUCCUUUUACUCAUGAGCACAUUUGUCAUCUUUUAUGCCCUCACCUCCAUUUUGACACUUUUUCUCAGUUAUUUUGAUCAAAAUUCUUCCUGGAUGUUGUCUAUUGCUAUCUUCCUGUCCCUAUGUUACCCAACCAUCAGUCCCUUUCUGUUGAUCCCCAGACUCCACAGGCCUACUUGUACUUUUUGGGCCAAGUGA